This is a messenger RNA of Eutrema salsugineum, 915 nucleotides long. RefSeq names its product heavy metal-associated isoprenylated plant protein 1. Gene Ontology annotation, molecular function: metal ion binding. The transcript is spliced from 5 exons. NCBI's taxonomy places the organism in Eukaryota, Viridiplantae, Streptophyta, Magnoliopsida, Brassicales, Brassicaceae. The record is from RefSeq and is a predicted model, not a curated record. The coding region runs from base 1 to 915 and encodes 304 amino acids.
AUGGCUCUCAGCUCAUCUCCAUCGUUCUCAGUGGCUGCCUGCUUCCCAUUUCUUCUUGAUUCAAAGGCUGGAACCGGAGGGAGCUCGGCGUUCCUUGCUCGCUUAGCGGCUGGCUCACCAUCGGAUCUCGCGGAGGGUUUCUUGCUUGUUCCACCAUUGCGUGCCACGGCCACGGCUUUCCCUUUCAAGAAGAUGGAGACGAAAACGGUGCUUGAAUGUGAGCAAGGACAUGCGGAGAAGAAAAAGGGACAUGAUACGUCGCCGGUCACCGUCGUUCUCAGCGUGGAUUUGCAUUGCGAUGGAUGUAUCGCGAGAAUCGUCACUUUAGCUCGUCGCUUAGAAGGUGUUGAAACAGUGAGAGCAGAUCCUGUUACGAACAAGCUUACUCUGAUUGGAUUUAUGGAUCCAGUGAAGGUUACAGAGCAAUUGCAGAAGAAGAGCAUGAAGAAGAUUGAGUUGUUAUCUCCAAAACCAAAGAAAGAAACAAAAGCAAACAGUGACACAAAGGCUGAUAACAAGAACAAGACUAUGGUUGCUGUGUCCACAGUGAUACUGAAGCUAAAUUGCGCAUGUGAUGGUUGCAUCAAGAGGAUUCACAAGACUGUCUCUAAGACCAAAGGAGUCUACCAAGUCAAAAUCGACAAGGAGAAGGAAGUGGUAACAGUCAUGGGAACGAUGGAAGUUAAAUCUGUGACGGAUAAUGUGAAAAGGAAGCUGAAGAAAACAGUCCAGGUCUUGCCUGAGAAGAAGAAGGACAAGAAGAAGGACAAUGCAGAGGGAAUCACCAAAGUCGACGGGUCUCCGGGUCUACCAUGCUAUGGUUUCAACCAUGGGCUUGGGCCUUACGGUUUUAUGGAAGGCCCACUUACGGAGUUUUUCAGAGAGGAGGAUCAGAGCUUUUGCUACGUUAUGUGA